Tilletiopsis washingtonensis is the source of this 921-nucleotide messenger RNA. RefSeq lists its product as hypothetical. The record is from RefSeq and is a predicted model, not a curated record. Lineage: Eukaryota; Fungi; Basidiomycota; Exobasidiomycetes; Entylomatales. The transcript has a single exon. Bases 268 to 885 code for a protein of 205 amino acids.
AAUGGGGUGGUGUGGAGUGGCGCGUAGCACAGCUGUGAGGUGUGAUGGUCGGCUUUCAGCAGCCUUGCGCCCGAUGAUCGCUGCAGGUCCAACUGCAGGUCCGGAGGCGCAGCCAGAGGCGCUCGGUGGUGAUCUCAGCGUCUAGGCCGCUGUUUCCCAUGGCAACUUCUGACGCUUGCCGUCAUGGCCGCAGAGUAGCGCGGCGGCAAGGCUGCGUUGAGCACGUGGAACGGUCGAUCUCACGAGCAAGCCAGUGGCGAGAGUCCGAUGGCCGAGCAGCAGCAAGCCGAGCCACGCCCACGCCGCCGACGGAGAGCAAUGGCGAUCGGCAUCUCCACGAGCUCGGCGCGGGAUGCUGCGGCGAGAAGGGUCGAGCUAUGCGCCGGCGCCGGGAUGCGGCUGAGUGGUCGCCGAGCAGCGUCGGCACAAGACGCAGGAACGUGCCCGAGGAUGGCCGACGAUAGAGGGAGCGGCUCCGGCGAGCCUCGCCGCUGCAGCACGCGUCGCGCUGUGUGUGUGAGGGCAGCCAUUCAGCUGCGGCAAUACCGAAUACGCCUCGCUCUUCUCGCUGGGGCUCGCAGCGCCUCUCCCGCGCCUCUCUCCGCUGCCGAACGUCGAGCAGAGCCGACAGGAAGCACGAUUGCGAUAUUGCAGCACUGCAGCAUGCAGAAUACGGCGGCCGCCAGCGUUGCCGGCGGUUCGGGCAAGCGGCUCUGUUGCGGCAUGCGGCUGGCUGCGAGCGCGGCGAACGUGCGCAUGCGAGGCGCGAUGGGCGGCUGCGGUCGAGCUUUCCACACCCCGAGCCGCCGGUCCGCGGAGCGGCCUGAGCUUAGUGUACCGCACCUGCGGGUGCCGAGGAAGCCAGCAGAGCGAAUGGGCGACUGAGGUCGGCCCCGCUGCGAGCUCUCGCGAUGGAGGUAG